Molecule: messenger RNA, 347 nt
Organism: Racocetra persica
Lineage: Eukaryota; Fungi; Glomeromycota; Glomeromycetes; Diversisporales; Gigasporaceae
Source: the annotation of a GenBank genome assembly
UGGAAAUCUAAAGAUUUUUUAAUUCCAAAAAUAGUAAAUGAUUGGAUAAGCGAUAAUAUUUUAAAUAAACAAAAAAGAAAGCCAAGCUGUAAGUGUUCUGUUCUUGUCAUAAAAAAUGAAAAGGGAAAAUGGAGUCUUGUAGAAUCAUUAGUAAAUUGUAGGAUAAAGAUCGCACAUUUUCAUAAUGAAUUUCAACCACAUGUAUACAACUCCAAUGAAUGCUUCGUCUUAUGUUUAGAUAAUAUUUACGAUUUUACCACAACAAAUAAAAUAAAUGAAUGGGUAUUCAAUGGUAGAAAAUAUGCACAACUCCUUCUUGGAAAAGAUAGUAUAAUCAUCAAUCAAAG